AUGAUUAUGAUGCUCUCGAAUAUUUCGUUCGUUUUAUCAUUAGUCUUGGCUGUUAUUGGCACUGUUACACUAUUAUCGCAACAACAAUGCUUUAACGACAUAAGCGGAGUGUACUUACGCAGAUACAACGAUAUCGGUGAUGAUUAUGCCCUCGUCGCCUAUUUCCCUAGUGGUGGUGCCUUGACAAUUGAAGCAAAUGAAAAACAGAAUGCUCUACGCUACUAUGGUGAUACCGAUGGUUUUUACAAGUGUAACGAGAUUAAUAAGAAGAACAAACAACUAAAAUUUCGAGGCAUUAGUUAUCAACAGAGAAACUUAAGUGUUAAUGUUAUACAUUCAAGUGUCAAGUGUCAAGGCGCUAUCGAUGAUAGCAGUGAUCGACAAGUACACUGUUCAAAUGGAAUAGCAUACAGUCAAUUGUUUCAUAUUGGACCAAUUGAUGAAAACACAAGACGUUUUCCAGGUCCAAUAGGUGGGAAGACACACCGAAAGUUUGAGUCUAGACGGCUGUAUAAACAUGCAACUCUAGGAGAUGCAGAUAAAUGUUACGGUAAACUAGCUGGUACAUAUAUAAUUCAGUAUGAUGAUAAUACCUUUAGUAUAGUUGCAUUCGAUCCGUUGGGUUAUGUGAUUAGUACUGCAGCGAAUAGUCGAAAUGAAGAUGGGACAUUUAAUCGUGGCACAAGUGUUGGAAAAUGGGAGUGUACAAAGCCGCACACAGCGAGUGGGCAAACAAAUUACUUCACGUAUUUUGCUAAUACUCAAACGGAUGGACAGAAAAUCGUUUCUUCGACAUUCUAUAUGCAGUGUAACUCAGACCACGAAAACUGUUCUGGAGCUCAACAAGAGUUUUACUAUCCACUACAGUAUCAACUUAUGCCGUUCCAAAAAGGUACACUUCUCACUUUUAACGGAGCACCAUCAGCAUUCAAAGCUAGUCGUCUCUAUCAUCAUCCAGGAAUAAAACCGUGUCAUCAUAAAUACAGCGGUGAAUAUGCAAUCGCUUUUAAUCGUACCGAUGCUCCACAACCAUACGCCACAGUUGUUUACAGUCUCUAUCCUAGUGGAACUAUCUAUGCUUCCUUGCCUACUGAAAAUGGCCUCCCUCCUGACGGAAAUGUUCUCGGCGUAUGGGAUUGCAACGACGAAGGCAAAGUAGCCUUGCGUCGUGUUCUUUUUGAUUUGAUCGCAACCGACGAACCUGAACCAUUAGUCACAUCAGGCUUUAUAAAAUUCCACUGUGGAAAACAUGCUGGUGAUAAAUGUACAAAUUUUGCUCAUAUUCAGACUGGUGAAAGAAAAGAAGAUACCGAAGAAGAAUGGCCGAGUGGUAUAGCGUGGAACUCUAAAUAUUAUAAGUUAGACUAUCGCACUGCAUUGCGAGUUCGAAUCUCGAUCCUGUCGUUCCAAUUUUUUGCUUUUUUCUUGCCAGCAAGGCAAGAAAUACAUUUCUUGUAAAGGUGAUAAAGAUGGUAAAAAGAUUGUUUCUUGCAUCAGAGAUGGCAAGAUCUUGGGACAUUGUUGUACCCAAGAACUUUCGCUAGGGUUCAGCCUUUCGAAAAAAAGUGCGACUUAUCAAUCCUGAAUUUAAGAAUGAGACGUUUCUCGAGUUUCUAGAACGUUGCAGUGUUCAUAUCAACUCAUAACCGGUUCUUCAGAUGAACGAAUUUAAUCAAUCCAUGUCCAGAGAUCCAGAUUCGUUCCCAUGCGUGCAUUUCGUUGUCUACGAAGACUAAAUUGGUCAGAUGACGUUUUAAUGACGAUGAAUCUCGGUUUCUCUUUUGAUUAUGAAAUUGUUCUAAUUGUUGUUGUAACUCACUACCAUCGCAUCAACAAUCUCUAUGUGCCUGAUUCAUGUUAUUAUAAACAUUAUAAGACAUUUUAUCAAUUAAUUGUAUAAAUAUUUAUUUAUUUAAAUAAGCAAAUUUAGGUGAAUAGCAAACAAAAUGUUAUUCACAUUGAAGAACACGGGUCCGUAUUCCUUACAGUAUUCGUACUAUACAGAAGAAAAGAGAAUAAAAAAUGUUAUAAUCACUUGUCCGUAUGUCGUACAGUAUUCGUACUAUACAGAAGAAAAGAGGAUAAAAAAUGUGAUCUUCACUUCAAUGAAAACUUGAUAAAACAUAGAAAGCGAAUGGAUGAUGUAAAAGGUCGUAAGGACAGCUUGAAUAAACUCAUUGCUUCAUCGCCUCUUAUGUUUAUGACUACUAGAUUCUCUGAUGCCUUAAGCCAACAUUAUCUAGUCUAUUUGAUAGAUGCCUGCAGAAAUUUUGUGCCCACAAGAAAACCUUGUUUCAGAAACAAAGUCGACAGUUUCGUAGAGCAAUGAAUUCUCUAUCGAAUGAGCUCAAAAUCAAGCUUUAAAAUAACAACUAUAAUAUUUUUUCUGUUACACAAAUAACUCUUAAACUAUUCUACCAUUGUGCCCGUGACUCCCUUAUUUUCUAACUUUACUAGUAAUCCUGUUAUCCUGACACGAUCUAUGAAAUAACGAAGCUUCCAGAACAGUUCUACCAUGGUGUACUUUUCGAAGGAGAAAGUCCGAGCUCGCCGUUCGUAGACUUUGCAUAGUGAGCUACGCUCAAAAUUCGCCUCUAAUAUAGAAGAGACUUCCGUCUUUACAAUGAUACCAGUCAUAGAGCUCCAUCUAUCAUGGUUCGUACACUACAGACAAUCUCCGAUCACCUGCCUAUUGGCCAAACCUGAGCUCAACGUACCUUAAAAACACAUGGCACAUAGGCUAUUGGACACGCUGAUUACUGUGCCAAUAUGUGUUUUGUUGUCCAGAUUAAGGAAACUACAAAAGACCAAUUUUUCACAAAAUACGGUUUUUCCACUGUGACCGUACUAAAUUAAAAGCCUUAUCGCGCCUUCAUUUCUCAACAAAAUUUUCAAAAUAAACUUAGUUUGAAGUGUUUCAUCACAUCGCACAGACAAACGUGUAGAAAACUCAAUGGUACCUUGUAAGAUUUUCCAGAAGACUUCUGAAGAUCUUCAGGGGAAAUCUCAGUAUGAAAACCAGUUUUAAGUCUAAACUGUGUAGCAAGGCAAACUAAGUUUAUUUUGAAAAUUUGAAAAUUUUGUUGAGAAAUGAAGGCGCGAUAAGGCUU
Molecule: messenger RNA, 3110 nt
Organism: Didymodactylos carnosus
Lineage: Eukaryota; Metazoa; Rotifera; Eurotatoria; Philodinida; Philodinidae
Source: the annotation of a GenBank genome assembly